UCCUUCAAGUCUCGUCUCCCGCGACCGCCGCGGCGCGGCGCGGCAGGAUCUGCUGGUACGCGUGAUGAGCAUCUGGGUGCACCCGGGAGCACUCAAAGUCCACCUGGCCGGGCUUGGCUCCCCGGGGCCCUCGACUGUCCUUUUUUCGGUUCGCGACGACGCGAUGGCGCAGGCGCGUUCUCUCGCGUCCGAAAGCUCCCUAUGUACUCGAUCUACGUGAUCUGGACGUCUCACGGCCUCUACGAGCCUCUGGGUGCUGAACUCGGCUCCCGCAGCCAGUUCCAGGGCUUUCGAUGCCCUCCCUCGCGAUUUGGCAGCGGCUGGAGGACGUAGCGACGUUUAGACGUCCUCACGCAUACGAUGCGACUCUCGGCACCCGUUUCAAGCAAGCUAGGCGCGGGGUGACCCCCGCGCCGGAGCUGGCUCCAACAGCCCGCCCCGGCCGGGCAUCCCUUCUCGAUUCACGACGACGCAGUGCAGCGGCGGCAUCCCGGAUACUCUAUGACGCUGGACGCGCGACUCGCGCAGCUCUGUCCCAAGGCAUCUCCGAGGCGCUCAGCUCUGGACGCUUGGAGUCCCUGCCUCUCCCGAUCUUGAUUGAGCGACUCCGCAACGACGCAGCCGCGUUUCUACGCUCUCACACAUACAACGCAAGUGUCGGCUUCCCUUCUACGCCACGGGACCUCUGCGAGUGGCGCCAGGCCGGACAUGGCUCCCGCAGCCAGUUCUGGGUGCCGUCCUUUGCUCGAUCUCGAUAUCGCGACGACGCGAUGACGCAGUCACCUCCGACAGCACGAAACGAGUGUGGGCUACGCACGCGCGAGGUAUCAGAGCGCCACGACCUCGACAAUGCGCCGGACUUGGCUCACACAGCCGCUUCCGAGGUGCUGUCACUCCCACUCUCGAUUCCGCGACGACGCGGCGGCGCAGCUGCGUGCGGUUGCACUGUACGAAGUGAUACGACGCCUGAAGACACACAUGCGCGGUUUCGGCGGGCCAGGAAGCGCGCUCGCAGCCCGAGGAGAGAGGCCGGCUGGACUCUGUUCCCGCGGCGGCCCGGCCUGUCCUCGGCCUCCCUGCGAUUUCCGCGAGACUCUGCGACGACGCGCCGCGCGGCGCGUCUCUGGCGCGUACAUGAUUUUGUGCUACAGCAUGAUACAGCGCCCGUUGCUGCGCGGGAAUACGGCGCCCCUAGAUCGCUGUGGAGGUGCUCGAGUGCAGGGGCUCCCCGAGACUGGUGGCCCUCCUCCUGCUCGUAGGAUUUGUCGCGCCGGCGCGAUGCUUGCACCCUGUACCGUACUAGUAUGAUAGGAUGGAAUGCGAGUGGAUUCGGACGUCUACAGUCCGCUUUUCUGACCUUUGAUGAAGUGCUCCCCGCCCCGCCCCGCCGUCCUGUACACAUUCCGGUAUACA
Trametes versicolor FP-101664 SS1 is the source of this 1413-nucleotide messenger RNA. RefSeq lists its product as uncharacterized. NCBI's taxonomy places the organism in Eukaryota, Fungi, Basidiomycota, Agaricomycetes, Polyporales, Polyporaceae. The record is from RefSeq and is a predicted model, not a curated record. The coding region runs from base 294 to 1259 and encodes 321 amino acids. The transcript has 3 exons.